This is a messenger RNA of Colletotrichum orchidophilum, 2190 nucleotides long. Its product is annotated as fungal specific transcription factor domain-containing protein. NCBI's taxonomy places the organism in Eukaryota, Fungi, Ascomycota, Sordariomycetes, Glomerellales, Glomerellaceae. The coding region runs from base 1 to 2190 and encodes 729 amino acids. Gene Ontology annotation, molecular function: zinc ion binding; DNA-binding transcription factor activity, RNA polymerase II-specific; DNA binding. Gene Ontology annotation, biological process: regulation of DNA-templated transcription; DNA-templated transcription. The record is from RefSeq and is a predicted model, not a curated record. The transcript is spliced from 4 exons.
AUGCAGCAGCAGCAGCCAGAACAGACUGAAAACUCCAAUCGUGCAUCUCGCUUACCUGUCAAUCCGCGACGGCACAAGGUAGCUCCAGAGCAGCGGAAGCGCGUCGCAACAGCGUGCAAUAGCUGCAAUGUCCGCCGCAUCAAAUGUUCCGGUGAGAGGCCGUGCCGCCAAUGCCGUAGCUCGUCGCGAGAAUGCCAGUAUCCUACCGUCAUUGAGAAAGUCUCAGUUUCUCGUAACGAUCUAGAUGACUUGAGGAGGAAGCUUGAGAUUGCUGAACGGGCUCUGCAGCUUGCCGUACCCGACGAUGCCUCGAGACAGUUGCUGCUGCAACAGGAUGUCGACGUAAAGGAUUCUCGUGCCGGGUCGGCUCCGUCCAUCACGCCUCCAGAGCCGCAUGAUGCUUACGACGCAGCGAGUAACGAGAUCGUCACCGAGACCGCCGACGGCCGCCGACUGCAGGAUCAGGACGGAAGAGCCCGUUUUCUUGGCGAGACCUCUGGUGCAACAUUCCUCGACUACCUCAAAGAGUUUAUGUCCACCGUCUCACCGCUAGCUUUCAACAGGCCGUGGCUUUCGCCUACGCCAAACAACGGAUUAACAUUUCUAUCUUCCCUCGGAAGCUAUCAGACGUACGACUCUCGCCCCAUAGAAGUCGAAUCGACUGCGGAUCCCCUCUCUCUUCCGUCCCGGACCGAAAUGUCCGCCAUGCUCGUCAACCUCCGCUAUUUCAUCCAGGACGGCAAUGGUAGCUUCCCUUGCGGCGGCAUUUAUUGGUGGGGCGAUCUCGGCACCGUGCCCAGCGACCCAAACCCCGUGGCGUUCCCGCCCGGGACCUCCCCCCAGGUCGCUUGCGACAAUUACCGUCACCUUGCAUUUUACCACACAGCCUUUGCCGUCGCAUGCCAGGCGAAUACGACAGCGAAUUCGAUGCCUGUCCCCAGAGAUUUGAGCCAGAGCUACUUCGCCCGCGCCCGAAUGUUGCUGGGCAAUCCUCUUGAUAUCACGCGGUAUACCAUCAGUGAUGUUGCCGUCCUGGCACUGAUGGGCUUCUACCUCAUCGAGAUGAACCGCCGCGAUGCUGCCUACAUCUACGUCAGCAAUGCCAUGCAUAUUUCCAUCAUGCACGGUGCCCACCGUGGCUGGGUCGACGAACGAGGUAAACGCGUUUUCUGGACUCUGUAUAUCCUCGAUCGUUGGUUGAGCUGUCUUAUGGGCCGCCCACCCAUCAUUAUGGACGAUGCUAUUCGACUGCCACUGCCUUGCGAUGCUCCUUCGUUGCCCCCUGCAGCCGGCCUUCAAGCCCACGUCGAGCUGGCCCGCAUUUCGGGCCACAUUGUCUGCAACACGUAUAGAGUCGCUCCCUGGGAUCACCGUCCCGGAGGUGCGGCGCGGCAUAUCGACCGAGCGCUGCAACUGCUCGAGAACUGGCAGUCAUCACUACCGCCUACCCUGCAAAUCUCUCCAUCCCAACCAAGUACCGAUCCCUCAUGCUGUCUACUGCAUAUGGCAUACAACCAGCUUUUAAUCCUUGUUGUCCGUCCCAUCUUCUUUGCUGCUGUCAAAAAGACCUUUGCCGAGCGCUACAUCACCUCAGACCGCCAUUGGGAAUUCAGUCACCACGCGCGCCGCAUAAGCUCCUGCUCCAUGGCGGCCCAUCAAAACAUGUACCUAGCCCGUUGGAUGAUGAGUCUCAACGGUGGGUCUCGCAAGUUCUUGCAGGCGGGACUUCACUACGUAUUCAAUGCCGCCAUCGUUCUCAUGUUGGAAGAGCUCGUCUUCUCGCCGCCCGCGGAGUCUGACGACGUCAACUUUGCCAUUGGCAUUUUUGAAGAAGAGGCCAAGACCGAGAGCAACUACGCUCGCGACUGUGCCACCGUCCUAAAAGAUCUCAAGUCUCUGGUCCAGCGGUUACGUCUGGACGGUCAGGUCGGCUACAGCGCCCACGCUGGCGGUGUCAGCGGAGGUCCUUUGACCCCUGGUCUAACGCCGGACGACGUUACGAACGCUAGCAGCAGUAUUAGCACACCGACAACGUCGACGACAUAUUCACAACAGUCUCAGCAGCAGACCUUCCCGCCCGGCCCGAGUCAAGCGUAUCCCGUGACGGAGAGCGGCGCGUUGUAUCAAGAGCUCAUAGCGUGGGUUGAAAGCAACGACGCACAAUUGUACAGUAAUAACUAUUCCAUCUAA